CAAUUAAAUUUUUUUAUAUUAUUUAUUAAAAUAACAAAAUAAGUGUGUGAGGUGAGGCGAGGUGAUGUGAUGCAUCCAUACGAAUUGUGUAAAAGUUUUGAUUAAAACAUAACAAUUAGCUCGGGUUUCAGAUAUGUUAGCCGUUCCUGAAUAAAUAUCAACGCGACUAGGAAAAAACAGCUCUGUUCAACAUAUUGCCUGAAUGAAUGACUGAACACCAGAGAGCAACAAUAAAUGAAAACAAAUCUUAAAUAGAUAAUAUAUCGCGAAUGCUAAAAAAAUAUUAUAUUAAUAAUUAGAGAUUUGCAAUAACGGUUCUUGGAAAGGGAAACAUAAAAAGGCAACAACAAACUUAAAAAAAAACGCCAUUUUAAUAACAACAUUAUAUAAAAGCGAUUCUACUCUCUCUUGUAUAUAUGACGUAAAUAAUUUGCUAAAGCGGAACUAAGAGAUUCAUAAAGGAUAGCCAUGAGAAAUUGGAUUAAUAAAUAUUGCUUUUUUUUUUUUUAAAUAAUGUUUUAGCAAAAUAUGAUUAUUAUUAAUAAAUUAUUAAAGCUACAAGAAAAAGGAAGAAAUGCUUAAAAAAUUAUAACAAGUCGAAGUCGUAGUAAACACACAAUAAGCUCUUGAAUAAGCGUAAAAUCCUUGAAUAAAAAUAUGGAUGAUGCUGUUAUUAACGUGCCUCUGGUUUGCAAGGAUGAUACAGUAGAAGCUAUCGUACGUCCUAUCCAAGCUAAUGACGCAGCUGGUGGCGGCUUACCCUUGUCCAUGCAAUCAGUUAGCUUUCAAAAGAUGCCAAAUUCAGUAGCGGCAGUUAUUAAUCCGACAAGCGUGAAUUUAAAUGUCAAUUGUUCAAUGCAGCAACAACAACUAGGACAGCAACAGCAACAGCAACAGCAACAAUUGCCGUUAUUGCAGCAAACCAAUUUUGUUGGCAACAAUUUGAAAAACGGUGCUUUGAUUCAUAGUUCUCCCAAUAAUCUAUGUAAUGGUGGCAUUUCCGGUAAUCAUAUGCUGGCUCCUAAAGUGCCUAACAAUAGCAGUCCCAAUGGCCACAAAAAAGGUCCUGUAUCGCUAUCACAUUUACCGCAGCGUCCUCCAGUCGAUAUUGAGUUUUGCGAUAUUUCGUAUUCGGUAUCUGAGGGGAGACGGCGGGGUUUUAAAACAAUAUUGAAGAGUGUCUCGGGCAAAUUUCGCAAUGGCGAACUUACCGCCAUUAUGGGCCCUUCGGGAGCGGGAAAAAGUACGCUUAUGAACAUAUUGGCCGGCUACAAAACUGCCCAACUUAGUGGUUCAGUUUUAAUUAACGGCAAAGAACGAAAUCUGAGACGUUUUCGCAAGUUAUCCUGUUACAUUAUGCAGGACGAUGUUCUUAUAGCUAAUCUUUCGGUACACGAAGCCAUGAUGGUUUCCGCUAAUUUGAAAUUAGGUAAAAAUAUGGAUUUAGCCGCUAAAAGGGUAGUAGUAGAUGAAAUACUUGAGACUAUCGGUCUUAUCGAAUCGAGCAGUACUAAAACUUGCAAUUUAUCUGGUGGCCAACGCAAACGUUUAUCAAUUGCUUUGGAAUUGGUUAACAAUCCGCCUGUAAUGUUUUUCGACGAACCCACCUCAGGAUUGGACAGUUCUACAUGUUUCCAAUUGAUAUCGCUGCUAAAAUCAUUGGCCCGUGGAGGUCGCACAAUUGUCUGCACGAUUCAUCAGCCUUCGGCUAGGCUGUUUGAGAAAUUCGAUCACCUUUACAUGUUAGCCGAAGGUCAGUGUAUGUAUGAAGGACAUGUUCGGGGCUUGGUACCAUUUUUAGCCUCUUUAGGCUAUGAUUGUCCUUCAUAUCACAACCCCGCUGAUUAUGUAUUAGAAGUCGCAUCUGGGGAAUAUGGACAUUGUGUACCGAAGUUGGUGCAAGCGGUUAAGAGCGGGAUGUGUAAAAUUUAUAGUCAGAAAAAUUACGGUCUCAAUUUAGCCAAAGAUAUUAAUAAUGAUAUUAUUAAGGGUAAUGGAAGUAAUACCAAUAACACCAAUACUAUAGCAACAAAUGAAAAUUCUACUUAUACGACGAUAACAAUAGAAGAUGAGAAACACAAAUUAGGUGAGCCGAUAACAAUGUCCGAUCUUGAAAUGAAUACAAUAAGUAAUAAUGAGGCAAGUGAAAGCGGCGGAGUUGGUGACGGCGGUGGUGGUGGUGGUGGAGGUGGUGGAAGCGACAGUGUACUUAAGCCACCGAAAUUAGAAACCCAACAAAGUCAACAAUCCGAGUGCACUGUUAUUAACAUGCAACGAAUCGGCGAUAAUGGUUUAGAUGAUAGUUACAGUUAUAGUUCCAGAGAUGGUCAUAGUGCUAAUGCCCUUAACACUAAUACCGGCUUGAGUGGAGCAAGCAAUUCCAAUGUCGGCGGCGUUAAUAAUUCGGCCGCGGCCGGCACUGGCGGUUGCACUACAUCGCUCUUAGACUCCCACGAGAGUGUGAUAACAUUGCCCAAUAAAUCCGGUUUUCCCACCAGUGGUUGGACGCAAUUUUGGAUAUUGCUUAAACGUUCCUUUGUUACUAUAAUGCGCGAUGGCAUGCUUACGCACAUGCGUUUAGCGUCACAUAUCAUUGUGGGCGCAAUAAUAGGCAUGAUUUACUAUGAUGUUGGCAAUGAAGCGUCGAAAGUGAUGAGCAAUGCCGGUUGCAUAUUCUUUACCACGCUGUUCACUAUGUUUACAGCCAUGAUGCCAACAAUUUUGACAUUCCCCACAGAAAUGUCAGUGUUCGUCAGAGAGCAUCUCAAUUAUUGGUAUUCAUUGAAGGCUUUUUAUUUUGCGAAAACAAUGGCUGACCUGCCAUUUCAGAUUAUUUUCUCUAGUGUUUAUUGUCUGGUUGUUUACUAUUUAACAUCGCAGCCGAUGGAAGUUCAUCGCGUCACAAUGUUUGUUGUUAUUUGUGUUCUAACCUCGCUGGUGGCGCAAUCCUUGGGUCUUUUAAUUGGCGCCGGUAUGAAUAUAGAAACUGGUGUUUUCCUUGGGCCAGUCACUACGAUACCAACAAUAUUAUUUUCUGGAUUUUUUGUAAAUUUCGACACCAUACCUGGGUACCUGCAAUGGGUUACUUACGUUAGCUACGUGCGUUAUGGAUUUGAGGGAGCUAUGGUCUCAAUUUAUGGAAUGGAUCGGGCCAAAUUACAAUGCAACGCCAUGUAUUGCCAUUUUCGUAGUCCGAAAAAAUUCUUAGAAGAAAUGUCUAUGGAUCAAGCCGAAUAUUGGAUCGAUGCUGUAGCUCUAAUUGGUACAUUUAUAGGACUACGAAUUAUUGCUUAUUUUGUAUUGCGCUGGAAAUUGCAUAUGAUACGUUAGAUAGACAUUAGUUGAAAGGGUAAAGUAAAGUAACAUUUCACGUUGAAUUAUUGUUAGAACGAAUAUAGAAACAUGCAUGUGUGAUAUUUAAGUUUUACAAAGCAAUUCAUAAACAAAACAAAAACAUUUAUCAAUUUUUUUUUUUUUUUUAUUACAUUUCAAAAGAAAAGAACAAAACAAAACAAAUUGAAACAAUACUCUAGCCUUAGGUGCAUUAUGGUAUUAUUGUAGAAAUUGUGUUAUAUUACAUAGGAUUCCUAAUAAUAUUAUAAUAAUUUUUUGUCAGAUUCACAUUUCACAAUUAUAAAGUAUUCGUUUUUGGUGCUUUACAAUAAUGGCAUUCUAUUAUUUUACCUUCUUUUUUUUUUUUCUUCAAAUUUUCGUUUUAUUUUAUUUUUCAUAUGUAAUAUAAAAAAAACACAAGGAGAAAAAAAAUGUUAAUUUUUUGUAUUAUUUAACAGCUUAAGGUGAUGUAAUUUAAGUUUAUAAAAUUUAAUAUAAUAAUAAAUUGUAAAAAAAAGGAGAAAACCAGGAUUUUUAAAAAGUACUUGUACUGAUUUUUAUUAUUAACCAAACCCCUUCCUCCAACCACUUCCCCCCCCCCGCAAUCCUUAGGAAAACAAACUCCUUCAAACGAAUAGAUAUAAAGUUUGUGAAAAUACGGAUAAACAAUUCGAAAGUUUGUAUGACAGUUUUUAAGAACAUACAUAAAAAUCAAAAAAUGUAUAUCUUUCUCUUAAUCCAUUUCAAAAAUAUAAUAUACCCGUAUUCAAAGACCAAUAGUAUAUACGAAAAUAUACACAGAAAGAUAUACAUGUAUAUCAAAACCCCACAAUAUAUAGUCUGAUAUAUACGAUUAUUACACCGCAACUUAUUUCAAAAAAAAAUAAAUAAAUAAAUAAAAAAUUUAAAAAAACACUUCAACACAACGGUUAUAUAUACAUAAAUAGAUAAUUACCAAAAAAUAGAUCGUUUUAAAAUCAGUAAAAUUGAAAUCAACAUUUUUCGAAAACCAGUAAAGAAAACCAAUGUAUUAUAAAAAAAGAAAAAAUGUUUCCGUCCUUACGUUUCAUUGUUUUCAAGAAUUACUUUUUUCAAAAUUUUUGACCUCUUUCUCUAUCUAUCUAUCUAUCUAUCUAUCUAUCUAUCCCUUUAAUCGAAAAAAGUAGUUUAGAUUUCAUUACUAAUAUUUUGUAUAUAACAUGUAAAGCGAAGCAUGAAGAUUCAUUCGUUCAAUCUUUACAUAAAUUUUGUGUUUAAAUGAAGAAGAAUCAACGAUUGUCUUAUCUCAUGGGAGAAUAAUUUCACAAAAUCACUGCUCACUUAAAAGUCAUCAGCUUAGCUUUGAAUUAUGUACAAUUAUAUCAAUAAUUAUGUGGUUAACAAUGAAUAUUGUCAACGUGAGUCCUAAGUGUUAGUGUGUAUAUAGUCAGAGCUAGGCGAAUGAUAUAUUUCUAUGGCCUUGCUGGAACUUAAUAGAAAACCAAUAAUUUUCUUCUUUUUUUUAAUGAAAUAUGGCUUUGAGUUUAAACCCUAAACUAAUCAAAAUAACUAACGAUUUCUACGACAUCAUACGAGGCAUGCAUGAGAUGCGCAUAGAACAAAUGCAUCUUCGCUCUGUCUGCCAUUAAAUAUUAAAGUUAUAAUUUGGUGGCAGGUAACAAAAAGUUUACUCAAUAUUGACUACUUAUAUUAAAUUAUAAUAAGCUGGUUAUUCUAACAUAUAUCGAAGCAAUAUUUUUAUAUAUUUACAAAAAAAACUCUUUAUCUAGAGGCCACAAGUUUGUCAUAAUAAAAAAUACACUUUUGCUGGCCUCUUCCAUGGCUUGUUUCUUUUAUACCCACUAAUUCUUUCUUUUUGAUAUUCUUCCUUAGAAAAGCGAAUCACCUUUUGUUGAGUUACUAAAUUCUAGAAGAAAGAGAAGAAGAAUUAGAAAUGUAUUCGUUAAAAAAAUUAGGCGAAUUUGUUUAUAAAAUGAAAAAUCUUUAUUCAUUCUUCCUGGAGGAAACAAGCCGUCAUGCACAGCAUUGCGGUAAUCGUAGUCAAUAAGUCCUCCUCGACUUUUGAACUUGUUCAGUCUUGAUUCAACAUUUCUACGAUAUUCAGGCGAUUGGUCGUUUGCAUAGAUCCGAGUCUCAUCUCCGGUAAUGAUAUGUUUUAUAACGUCCUGACAGUUAGAAGUCAUUGCUUCACAGACAAUUGCAACAAUUGAAAAACUCACUUUUAUAUGUUUACAAAAAUACGCGUAACUGUGUAGCAAGGGUAUACAUUAACACGAAACUCUACACAGAUGAUAAAGACUGUAUUACCCGUAACCCAUAAAACAAAAGAAAUGAUCUUAUGACGUGCUUGCGUAUUCACAAUUCACCGCAAAAUCACCUAAUUUUUCUUUCACAGUAUUAUGUUAACUUUGAAAAAUCGCAAUACGCUACAAUCAAACACACUGAUAAAUAUCAAUAGUAAACAAUUUCAUGAUUAUUGCUAUUUUUGGGUUCGGCGCCACUAUUUUUGAAACUUGAAUGCAAGUCUCAAUGUCCACAAGUAAGAUACAAAAUUUGAAAAUAAUUUAAUUGGCCUUUAAAAAGCCGAGACUGUAAUAUAAUUCAUUCUUUGGUUACUAUGAAAUCCUUAAUAAAUCAAAAACUUGCAAAAUUUUGAGUAGCACCACACUCAGCUUCAAAGUUAUUUAUAACAUCAAUAAAAAAUUGGAAAAAAUUCUGGCCAGGACUGAAUCAUUCUCAUAUUGAUCAUAUGCAGGCAUUCAAUCAUUUAAACCUCGUUUGAAAGUCAAAUUUUUGUUUGCUUGAAACCGAUCAUCGUUAUAUGCAAAAACUCUAUUGAAACGUAAAAAAAUGUUGGAGCAUUUCUUGGAGAUAAAAAGAUAAUAGAAUAGUUAUAUCGUAGAUUACUAGAAAAUACCGCGAAACGUGAUUAACAUACGAUAUUAGAAACGGUAAUUUUUCAUAAUUUGCCAAAAAGGAUUCGAGAAAGCUAGAAAAUGUUCAUAAGAAAAAAUUUAGUAAUAAAAACAUAAGAUGCUAAGCAUUGUUUUAUUUCUAAGAGAAAUGAAAAAUUGUAAAGUUUUAAGAAGUUUUGUGUCGAUAAAUCAGAAAAAAUUUCGGAAGGAGUUUCAGUAAUGACCUAAAGAAACAUUCGCGGCAUUCCAUUGUUUACGCCGAUAACACUUUAUGAAUUCAUAAUUUUUUAUAAUUUAUUUCUACAGUAUAAUCAUGUAAAAAAUCGAAUAUAUUCCAGCCAAGAGAGGAGUAUAGAAAAUAUGGUUAUUCUAACUUAACCAUUCUGCUUUUAAGAAGUUUCUAAUUCAGAAUUUCAAAAGUUCCACUAAGCGUAAAGAGAAUCGAAUAAGGUCAAAAAAUGGUUAAUUCCCCUCUCUAAGAGGCAAAUCCUUCCCUUCAAGACAAUUGGAAAUACUUUUUAAGAUGAGCUCUCUUUCUAUAAAAUGAAAGUUUAAAAUUUAUUUUGCAAAUAAUAUUUCUGUACAUUUUUACUUUAAAAAUUGCGAAAUUAUUUCGUAAACUUAAAAUAUCUAUAAAUACUUGUUUUCUGUGUCGUAUUCUAAAAUAUCAGCGCAAGAUAUUACUGUCUCUUUUAAGUACCACGCUUAAUGCUUACAUUUUGAACGGGUUUGUUUAAACUCCUUUGAAAUUACUAAAGGCUAUUACCUAAUAGAACUUAUCUUAUUGUUGUUCAUUCUAUCUAACAAUCCUAAAGCUUAAAAUAUUUUAAGAAGCUUAAUAUAAAAAAGUGAAAAGUCGCAAUUCUAAACAUCUCUCGCAUGCAAUCAAUUAUCUCGCUCUUUUCGCAAGCAAGCGUUAUUUCGUUUGAACAAAAGUAAUCAACUAUUGAUAUUUUUUAUUAUUUUUUUAAUAGAAUUAAUAUUUUUAAUAAAUUUAAAACACAUUCCAUAAAAAUCGCAAUAAAAUAAAAUCAAUAAUAAUUAAAUAUACAAAACGAAAAACUGAGAUUCGAUUAAUAAAGCUUUAGAAUACAUAAAAUGCAGAGUGAUAGUAAAAGUUUGUGCAACAAACUUUCUGUGAGAGAAAAAAUGAUAAAGAAGAUGAAAUCAAAUAAACAUUAGGAGUACAUUUUAAGCAAAACCAUCUACAAUCAUAAAUCAAGUAGAUAUAGAAAAAAAUUAAUUUUAGGAAAAAUUUCUCAUUAAAAUGUUUAUAAUAGACAAAGAAGUUAUAUAAAGUUGGCUCCAAAAAAAGUUUGCUGUUGCGAUUAGCAGUCAAUUACCGACAAAAUGCAUUUAAAAUCAAUGUACUUUGAACACUGAAUGACUCAAAUAUUUUGAUUUAUAUUUUUUCCUGCUAAUCCAUGACUUUGAUUUACUUUUUUAAUAUUAUUAUUUUUAUUUGCAAGUUGCCUUGCAAACUAUUUCUUAGGAAUUUUGUAUAAUUUCCUCUCAUAUAACAGUGUAAUUAACAAUAAGUAAAUUUAUAUUUGACCUAAGAGUAUAACGUAUGUUAAAAGUGAAUAAACAUUUGUUUUUUAUAAAAAAAAAAAAAAUUAUAAUUUUCAUUUAGCUAUGCAAAAAACAGCAAAAACCGUAUGCAAUAUUUACAUAAAGUUAUGUUUAUUCUUAAGCAACGAUAUCAUAGAAAUAGCUAACUAAUCAGAGACUCGUGUUAAAUAUAUAGAGACAAACGUA
Molecule: messenger RNA, 8006 nt
Organism: Glossina fuscipes
Lineage: Eukaryota; Metazoa; Arthropoda; Insecta; Diptera; Glossinidae
Gene: Atet
Product: ATP-binding cassette sub-family G member 4
Exons: 7
Coding region: 658-3330 (890 amino acids)
Cellular component (GO): plasma membrane
Molecular function (GO): ABC-type transporter activity; ATP binding; ATP hydrolysis activity
Source: RefSeq, a predicted model, not a curated record